AUGGUACGUGUCCAGACCGCUCUAGCGAGAGCCGCGUGCGCCGCUGGACGGCUCCUCCGGUUGGCGGACGAGCGCGGGAAGAUCGUCAUAGUGACUUUGGCCAGGAGUCCGUGGGUCACCGAUUCCUGCAGGCAUUUCUACCCUGGGAUGGGCGAGCUCAUCAAGAAGCUCGGUAUCCAGAUUGUGUACGCGCGGGAUGGCGAGCAGAUUGAGCACAAUAAGGUGAAUUCGAUGGCCGAGGAUCAAUUCGAGACGUUCUGGGCCGAGACGAAGGGCAGGGCCAUCUUCAAGGUUCUGAGCGAUUUUUAUUCCCAGUACGAGGGGCAGUCCUGGAAGAACAUCCUAUCCGUGGGGGACUCACACUUUGAGCGGUACGGCACGAUGGCCGCGACGAUGCAGUAUGCUGCAGUCCAGGGCCUGGAUUUCUUCCUCCAGGAGAUCUGCCGGGGCAGUCUGCAGGCGACGGCGAGGGCGUGCGAGGGCUCGAAAGGGUCGACGCGGUCGUCGCUGUCUGUGUCGAGCGUGAAGAGCUUUGAGAGCAGGGGCAGUGGGAGGCGAAUGUCGUGGGAGGGAACCGUCGGCGGCUACCAGGUCAAGGUCAGGACGAAGACCUUCAGGAUGCUGGACGAUCCGACGGAAGAGGAGCUCCUCCCGAAGAAGAAAACCCGUUUGAUGUAUCGGUGGCUCCCUCUGAUGGUAGAGCUUGACGAAGGCUUCGACGUCGAUCUCAACAGCCUCGACGGCGAGGCGGCGUUCGAUAAGGUCGAGAGCACGCUGUUCGGCCUCAAGGACUGA
Molecule: messenger RNA, 795 nt
Organism: Prorocentrum cordatum
Lineage: Eukaryota; Dinophyceae; Prorocentrales; Prorocentraceae
Source: the annotation of a GenBank genome assembly